Molecule: messenger RNA, 1053 nt
Organism: Neltuma alba
Lineage: Eukaryota; Viridiplantae; Streptophyta; Magnoliopsida; Fabales; Fabaceae
Product: G-type lectin S-receptor-like serine/threonine-protein kinase At1g11300
Exons: 5
Coding region: 1-1053 (350 amino acids)
Biological process (GO): recognition of pollen
Source: RefSeq, a predicted model, not a curated record
AUGUUAUACUUUCGCUUCAUACACAACCAAGGAGCAAAUAGAAAUGACCCACUAAGAGAUUCUUCUGGGAUUCUCACAAUAUCAGAGAAUGGUGAUCUUCUUAUUUUGAAUGGGGAAAAGCAGGUUGUUUGGUCAACACAUGUCUCACAUAUUGCAUCAAAUUCCAGUGCUCAAUUCUUGGAUUCUGGCAACCUUGUACCCGUUGAUGGCAUUACUGGAGCAAUGAUGGGGCAGAGUUUCCAACAUCCUUGUGAGACAUUAUUACAGGACAUGAAACUCAUCUUGAACCCCACAAUGUUACAGAAGUAUUCGUGUGGAAGCAAAAUCAUCCUUAUUGGCGUAGUGGUCGAUGGAAUGGUUCAGACUUUCUUGGAAUACCUGGGAGAUCAUGUAUGGUUGGAAAUGGAUUCUCAAGGUAGAUUAGAAGAACGACGUUGGAAUUUCCAAAAAAGUAUAUGGGAAGUUGGGAAGACAACUGGGGAUUCUGAGUGUGAUGUUUAUGGGAAAUGUGGCCCAUCCGGGAUAUGCAAUAAGCAAAGCUCACCAAUCUGCAGCUGCUUGAGAGGGUUUGAACCAAAGAACAAAGAAGAAUGGGAGAGGCAGAAUUGGCCCAGCUGUGGGUAUGUGAGAAUAAAAGCACUUCAAUGUGAGAUAAGCAAUAAUGGUUCUCAAGGUGGCCAGAUAGAUGGGUUUUUGAAGUUGGAAAGCGUAAACUUACCAGAUCAUGCAGAAACGUUACCUGAUAAUUUUAUAGAUACAAUAGAUUGUCAAGCUCCAUGCCUGAAGAAUUGCUCUUGCAAAGCUUAUGCAUAUGAACCAGGCCUUGGCUGUAUGGUUUGGAAUGUAGACUUAGUUGACUUAAUGAGCAACUCACCUGGAGGGGUGGAUCUUUACUUACUUCUUGCCUCCUCUGAACAAGGUCCAGGCAAGAGGAAUAUGAAAACACCAACUGUGAUAUCGGUUUUAACAGGAACUAUUCUGAUUAUAGCCUCUGGAUUUUUCUUAUGGAAAAAAUGGCCAAAGCAAAAAGGUGAUGUUUUGUCAGUGAUUUGA